AUAACUCAAUCUAUUGUAUAACUUUUAAUAUUAACAAUUAAGCUCUGUUUCUUAUCUGGACGUUGAUUGACAUGUGGCUCCUUAUCACGUCAUCACUGUAAACACUGUGGUGCAGUCAUCACUUACGAUUUGUGAAAUGUGAAGGGUCAACCGACUAAUUUUUGGAUAUUGCUAGAAAACCUGAAAACUUAAAUAUAAAAAUGUUUUUAUAGAGAAAUUUUAAGAACCUGCAUUCGUUGGAUUGUUCCAGUGUAUAAUUAGUAGACAAUAAAAUCUGCUAUUUUACUCUAGACUAGAAGACAAUAUGGAUAUAAGUGAUGAUGAUUUUUAUGAUUCCGAUCAAAGUGAUGGAGCUGAGCAAAGUUUACAUUCCAUGCUUAACAAAAACCUUUAUGAGAAGAAUGAUGAUUUUGAUGAAUAUGAUAAACAUAUCCCAGUUGAAGGAGAAGAAAUUUUAGGAAGUAUACAAGAAGAAGUACUGGGUAAAAUUGAUGAAAACGCAUUACAUGAAGAAGUGUUAGGUCCUAUAGAUACUAUAAAAGACAGUAAAGAAAUUGAAGACAUAACCGUGUCAAACUCAUCUAUUGUUAAAAAGCUAGAUGAAGCUGAAGAAGUUAUUGUAGGUCAGGAUGUUAUUGAUAAACUAGAAGAAAAACAUUUUUUUGAUAAUUUAGAUGAUGAUGAUUUUGAACCUUUAAAGAAAAAACCUAAAAUCAGUAAUAAUGAUAAUCAAAAUAUUAACCCUCAUACAACUAUUGUAAUGAAUGUACCUCAAUUUAUUAGAUGUAAUAAAAGUGGACAAUCCAUUCAAGUACAAAAUAUUGUUUGUGGAGCUAAUAUGGGUUGUCGUUUGGAUUUGGUAAGAAUUGUUAUGUGGACUAGUAACUCUGAAUACAAUCCUCAGCGAUUUAAUGGGCUAAUAAUGCGAUUAAGAACUCCUAAUGUUACUAGCCUUUUAUUUCCUUCUGGUAAGAUGAUUAUGCAAGGUGCUAAAGAUGAUCGUACUGGAAAUUUAGCCUGUCGAAAGGUAGCUAAAAUUUUAGAAAGGCUUGGUCAUGAUGUGAAGUUUUGCGAUUAUACUAUACAUAAUAUUGUAUGCACAUGGGAUGUUGGAUUCCCUAUUAUGUUAGAAGAGCUUAAUACGGCUCAUUCGCAAUUUACAAGUUUUGAACCAGAAGUGUUUCCUGCUCUUAUUUAUAGAAUGGUGAAACCACGUGCUGUUUUUUUAAUGUUUGUUAAUGGCAAAGUUGUAAUAACUGGACUAAAAACUAAAGCAGAUAUUAAAGAAUCAGUAUUUCUGAUGCAAGAUGUAUUAAAAAGCUUUAAAAAAACUUGAAUUUAUUUUUUUGAAACCUCAUUACACCUAUCUUAUUGUUGCCAUUUUUUGUUAAUUAUAUUACUGUAAAUACCAAAUUCAUUGCUCUUUAAAUAUAAUUUCUUUUUUUUUCUCAAAAAUA
Molecule: messenger RNA, 1457 nt
Organism: Daktulosphaira vitifoliae (grape phylloxera)
Lineage: Eukaryota; Metazoa; Arthropoda; Insecta; Hemiptera; Phylloxeridae
Product: TBP-related factor-like
Exons: 6
Coding region: 305-1336 (343 amino acids)
Biological process (GO): DNA-templated transcription initiation
Molecular function (GO): DNA binding; RNA polymerase II general transcription initiation factor activity
Source: RefSeq, a predicted model, not a curated record